Molecule: messenger RNA, 1782 nt
Organism: Pimephales promelas (fathead minnow)
Lineage: Eukaryota; Metazoa; Chordata; Actinopteri; Cypriniformes; Leuciscidae
Product: caspase b
Biological process (GO): proteolysis; regulation of inflammatory response
Cellular component (GO): NLRP3 inflammasome complex; IPAF inflammasome complex; AIM2 inflammasome complex
Molecular function (GO): cysteine-type endopeptidase activity
Source: RefSeq, a predicted model, not a curated record
UUGGUCUGCGCGCUCGGAUGUGGGACGGACAGGAUAAAAGAGAAAGUGAAACCUCCAAACUAAAGCACAAAGACUGAGUCUACACGAACCCUUGAUCACCAGAGACUGACACAAAAUGGCCGUCACUAAAAUAAAAGUGGUGUUGAUUAAGGAACUCCAGAAGCUUCUAGAUGAAGACCUCGAUCAGUUCAUCUGGCACCUGUUGAAUCCUAUGACAGAAGACAUCACGCCUAUUCUUCCAGCAAAGCUUCAGAAAGCUAAUCGCCGUGAUGUCGUGGAUUGCAUGGCAUCGCAGUACUCUACUAAUGCUGGCAAUAUUGCAGUUCAAGUGCUGCGAUGCAUGGAGAAAAAUGAUCUCGCAAGCGAACUUGAGGGAAAACUUCAGGAAGUUCUGCCGUCUGAGACGGUGGACGGAAGAAAUGCUUCAGCGUCUGUGGAGGAUCAGCCCAUCCAGUCCGACUGGACGAGACCAAAGAGCAUUACUCAAAGCAGCCAAGAGUUUAGGAGCGCAACUCUCAGGAACAACAGAAAUAAUGUUUAUAUCCCGAAGGACAAGUCUCAGAGGAGACGUUUAGCUCUGCUGAUCACCAACAUACGAUUCAAGGACUCAUCAGGUAACAGGAAAGGAGCCGAGAGAGACCAUGACAACAUGGAGUGGCUGCUGACGGCUCUGGGUUACAGUGUUGAGAAAUACACAGAUCUAACUGGGGACGAAAUAAAGGAUAAAGUCAGGAUCUUCGCCAGACGUUCUGAACAUCGAGACUCGGACAGCACGUUUGUGGUUCUGAUGUCUCAUGGGAACAUAAUCAACAAUAAAGAUGCCAUUAUAGGUGUCGACUAUCCGAAAAACCCCAAGGAUUUCUUCUUUGUUGACGACAUCUUCUCUCAUCUGAACUCAAAGAACUGUCCUGCUCUGAUCGACAAACCAAAGGUUAUUCUGAUCCAAGCCUGCAGAGGAGAUCACCCAGGAGGUGUUGAAAUACAAUCAGACGCCUUUGUGCACUUAGAGAAAGACUUUUUCUGUUUUAAGUCCUGCCUCCCUGGUAUCAGUGCAUACAGGCAUCCCGUCGAAGGAAGUUAUUUUAUCUGUUACAUCGUGGAUGUGUUCUGUAAACAGGCUCAUAUUGAUGACAUCAUGGAGUUGUUCAGGAUGAUCGCCUUACGCAUGGAGAAAGAUCCACGAUUCACAGGUCUGGAAAAACUAAUGCCAUGUAUUGACAGGACGUCCGUUGGCAAGAAACUCUACCUUUUCCCUGGACUCUGAGGAUGGAAAAUCAGUUUAAGGCAAGACCCCUGAAAUCUGCAACAGAAAUGUAGAAAGUUUAAUAAAAAAGCUAAAUAGAACAGAAUCUCUAGACCAGUAAACGAGUGUCUUGCCCUUGAAUCGAGUUAAAGAGGCAUUUACGCAAAAAUGCAUUCCAAAUAUAUACAGGCAUUGCAUGCAGUUAUCAAGCGUAAUCAUUUUUCUCUAAUGAUUUUUUUUUAAUAUACUUUUCUAUUUUCAUACUACUAUAUUUACCAAUUAACUGCUAAGGAGUCUCCAUCCAAAAUUGUUCUACUUCUUCCAGCCGAUAUCUUCUUCUUCUUCUUUUUAUAUAACUUUGAUAAAUGAAUCAAUAAAGCUUUUAUAAUCUGUUAUCUGCCUUUGUCUCUUGCCUCCAGCAUGUGUGUUUGUAGAAGAUUUCACGAGUCCGACUCAUAAUUAAUAUAUCAGACUGAAACUAACAAAAACUAACAAAACUGUCCUGUUGCUCAGAAGCCUCUCAAUGCAGACAAACUGUG